GUUUAUUGUAGAAAGAGAGAGAGAGAGAGAGAGAGAGAGAGAGAGACGAGUUCUUCUGCUACGCUGGUGGGGUUACUUAUGGCAGAGGGGUUCUCUGUGAUUUUUCUAUUAAUAAACAAUUUCGAGGAAGGGGAAGAAUCGGCGUCCAAGUAAAAGAGAAGAAGUGCUCGAACAAGAAAACGGCCGGUUGCAAUAAUAAAAAUACAUAAAAAAAGAAAUGUUACAGAAGGGUUUCGUGAGAGAACCUUGUUCCGUCUAACCCGAAAGGAUAUUCUCAUUUUAUAUUUAUCUCCUUACGUAAUCGCCUUCUGUUUCGUGUUUAGACACGAUUUCCCCUUCAAAGCUCGUUUUUGUAAUUUUCCACUUCCCGGUUGGCAAUCGUUACGGGGGGGGUAGGGUAAUCGGAGGAUAACUCGGUGCUGGGAGGAAAAAUUGCGUUUUAUGCUUUGCAUGUUUGGUGUAUGGGUUGGGAUUUUGAGUGAUUUGGUGGAUCGGUGAUGGAUGGGUGAUGGUUAGGGUUUGUUUGGGAAAUGGUUUGCCGGUGUGCUGGUAACUGGAGCGUUUUUGAAGAUUUUCAUAGUGAGUUUGUUUUGAAUUUAGGGUUUUGGUGGUUAAAGUCGGGUUUUUUGGCGUGAUAAUAUGUUGGAAAGGUUACGCGUUGUUUCUUUCUGCAGAUUUUGUUGGGUAGUAUAACCACAACAAAGCGUUCGUCGAUUCCGUAUUACCGAAUUUCAGUGGCGGGUUCGUGAUAAUUCAUGAUUUAGUCAAGAGCUUAAAGCGCUGAAAUUAUCCCCGUCCACUAUCUGCGUAUCUUCUGAAGGUAUCGGAUUAAGCUGCUUUCAGGAUUUGACUUGGGUGUUUGACUGAGAAUUCUGGAUUCGGGGAUAAGAUGAGUUCGGGUAUCACAGAGAAUUAUGUUAACGAGGGCAAACUUGUGGUUCGGAUUGCAGAGAAUGGCCAAACAUUCGAGCUCAACUGCGAUGGAAGCACGCAGGUGGAGGUGGUUAUGCGAUGGAUUGAAUCAGCUUCCGGCAUUAACUUCAACGACCAAGUUGUUCUCUGUUUGGACAUGAAACUCGAAUCACAGCGACCGCUCUCUGCAUAUAAGCUUCCUGCAAAUGAUAGAGAAGUGUUUAUAUUCAACAAGGCUAGGCUGCAGAUCAAUUCUCCUGCUCCUCCGGUACAGCAAAUUGAUGUGGUUGAAGUUGCAGACCCAACUCCGCCGGCUUUAUUGCAAAAUCCUCAUCCUUUGGAUAGUGCCUCAGAUCCUGCUCUGAAAGCCUUACCUUCUUAUGAGAGGGAGUUUAGGUACCACUAUCAGCGGAGUCAAGCCAUUUACAGUCGGACAGUUGCGAAGUAUGAGAUUUGUGAUGGGCUUUUGAAGGAGCUAAAGGUACAAGAGAGAGCAUUAGAGGUUGCAAGGAGUAAUGUGGAUCAGUUCUAUAGGCUGCUCUACCAGAAUUACUUGGAUUUCAUAAAGCGCUAUAAGCACCAGCACCGUGUGCAUUCGGAUUUACUGGUUAAUUUUGGGAGGGAUAUUGAGAAGUUGAGGUCUAUAAAGUUACACCCAGCUUUGCAGACUGAUACAAGAAGCUGCUUACUAGAUUUUGUGAAAGAAGAGAGUAUUCAGAAGUCAGCUGAAAUAUGUACCAGCUCCCACAGGCAGUUUGAGAACAAAGUUUUGCAGUUUCAGCAGAUGUUUAAUGAUGUGAAGCGCCGGGUGGAGGAGUUCUUUCCUAUCAGGGCAUCAGUGACCAUUAGGAAUCUGGAACAAAAUGUUAAGGAGCACCAGCGGUACAUUAGUGAACAAAGGAGUAUAAUGCAGUCCUUGAGCAAAGAUGUCAACACAGUGAAGAAGCUUGUGGAUGAUUGUCUCUCCUGCCAGUUAUCCUCCUCUCUUCGUCCACAUGAUGCAGUUUCAGCUCUGGGUCCGAUGUAUGAUGUCCAUGACAAGAAUCACCUGCCUAGGAUGCAAACUUGUGAUCAUUUGAUAUCCAAACUGCUUGAUAUUUGCAAGGAUAAGAAGAAUGAAAUGAAUAUUUUUGUCCACAAUUAUAUGCAAAAGAUAACACAUGUUACAUCUGUCAUCAAAGAUGUUAAAUUUCAGUUUCCUGUCUUUAAAGAGGCAAUGGCUCGUCAGGAAGAGCAAUUUACUGACCUAAAAGUGAUUCAUGGGAUUGGCCCUGCAUAUAGGGCCUGCCUUGCAGAAAUUGUGAGAAGAAAAGCUUCCAUGAAGAUUUACAUGGGCAAGGCCGGACAGCUGGCUGAAAGGCUUGCGACAGAGAGGGAGGCUGAGGUAAGGAAACGUGAGGAGUUUCUCAAAGCACAGAGUGCAUACAUACCAAGAGAUAUAUUUGCUUCUAUGGGUUUAUAUACUACUCCCAGUCAGUGUGAUGUCAAUAUAGUUCCUUUUGACACUAAUUUGCUUGAUAUUGACAUUUCGGAUGUGGAAUACUAUGCUCCGGAGUAUUUAGCUGGAUCCCCUGUGAAGCUUUUGACCUCAAAGAGUUCAGUUUCCAUGUCAAAUCAUAGCUCUCAUUCAGUUGAGACUGAAGAGAUUUCUGUUGAAACUCUGGAGAAAGAGGACUCUGAGGACUUCCUUGAGGGCUCUGAGUUGGUAGAUAUUGCUGGUACUAGCAAGAUGGAAGUUGAGAAUGCAAGGCUGAAAGCUGAACUUGCUGAAAAAAUAGCUUAUAUUUGUUUUUUGCACCCGCAAGCAGAACAUCAGCCAUUGGAUGAUAAUAAAUUAGAUGAUUUAUUUAAGAAUGCUAAGGAGAAGACUGAUAAAGCAUUGCACGAGAAAGAUGAAUAUAUAAAACAUCUCCACUCUAUCAUCAAGGCAAAGCAAAUACGGUGUGCUUCCUAUGAAACGCGCAUUCAAGAACUGGAGCAGAGAUUAUCUGAUCAAUAUUUGCAGGGGCAGAAAUUUCCUAACACUAAGGAUGUCUCUGACUUUACCCUUUUGGCUGCAAAAUCUGAUGGCUGCAAACAAGAGGUCUCUUGUGGUAGAGAGGUCAAUGUCCCUUAUAUAUCUACUACUGAACCCAUGGAUGAGGUUUCAUGUAUUUCAAAUUCUUUGGAUGCAAAACUGGGUCCUUUCACUAGGCUAUCAGGCAAAGGUCGAGAAGGUGUUGAUGAAAAUAUGAUGGAUUCUUCUGGAGUGCUAAAUCCUCAGUUGGAUUCAUCAAUGCUGGAGCAGCAUCGUGAUGAGCUGCAAGUAAAUGAGAAAGGUGCAAAAGAUAAGAUGGUAGGACAAUUGGGCAUGUCGCUGACUAACAGUUCAACUGCUGAGAGCAUGCCUGUACCUCAGAAUCUCUUACCUUGUGACUUAGCUACUGGGCUGGGUUUAGAAUCUAAAGAUAGUGCAGAACGUGUGUUGGAAUUGCAAAGUGCACUUGUUGACAAGUCAAACCAAUUGAGUGACACUGAAACUAGGCUUAAAGAUGCUAUGGAGGAAGUUGCUGUGCUUAGAAGAGAAUUGGAAAUGAGUCAGAAGCUCCUUGAUGAAUCUCAGAUGAACUGUGCCCACUUAGAGAAUUGUUUGCAUGAAGCAAGAGAAGAAGCCCAAACUCAUCUCUGUGCUGCAGACCGAAGAGCCUCAGAGUAUAGUGCACUGAGAGCUUCUGCUGUGAAAAUGCGUGGCUUGUUUGAGAGGCUUAGGAGCUGUGUUUAUGCACCUGGUGGAGUGAUUGGCUUUGCCGAUGCUUUGCGUGCAUUAGCUCAAUCCCUUCUGUCCAAUUCCAUUGCUGACAAUGAAGAUGAUGGUACUGCUGAGUUCCGAAAAUGUAUUCGUAUCCUUGCGGACAAGGUUAGUUUCUUGUCUAGGCAUCGAGACGAGCUGAUUGAGAAGUACCCAAAGAUUGAAGCUGCAAAUGAACAGCUUAGGAAUGAGUUACAAGAAAAGAAAGAUUUGGUUAAAACGUUGUACACAAAGCAUCAACUUGAGAAGCAGGCAAAUAAAGAAAAGAUCUCUUUUGGUCGCCUAGAAGUCCAUGAAAUAGGUGCAUUUGUUCUCAAAUCUAAGGGGCAUUAUGAGGCGAUCACCCGGAACUGCUCAAACUACUACUUGUCUGCUGAAUCUCUGAUUAUCUCUGAUUUAGCUUAA
Molecule: messenger RNA, 4105 nt
Organism: Carica papaya (papaya)
Lineage: Eukaryota; Viridiplantae; Streptophyta; Magnoliopsida; Brassicales; Caricaceae
Source: RefSeq, a predicted model, not a curated record